AUGAAGGCUGCGAUCGAGUCGCUGGAGCAGGUCACCAAGGCGCAGGUGUUCCGGAAUGCGCUGGACGCGAAUGGAGCUUUCGAGUGGAUCAUUUUGUUUGACAAUAUCGACUAUGACACCGAAGACCCCCUUCCACUGCUGUCAUUGUACACCGAGACACUGUCAGCUCAAUGGACUGGAGACGGCGACCAGGUGGCUAUUCAGUAUCUGCGAGUUGCUCCAAGCUCUCCAAGUCAGCACCGUCGUAUGUGCUCAGACCUGUGCAGCUACGAGGUCUCUGCGUUGCAAACCGGUAAAACGUUCGUCUUCCGCGUGCGAGCUCAGUACUCGUACGACAUCGGCUGGAGUUCUUGGAGUGCGAGCAGCGAGCCGUUAAAGAUCCCAGCCACCCAGCUACCGCGCGCACCUUCGGCUCCAACGCUUCUAGGCGCGACAACCUCACUCCUUACAAUCACGUGGCGGAUGCGGCGGGAUCUGGAGCAGAGCAACGGCAUUUUCGCUACCGAGUUGUUUCCCGUUGUGAGCUUUCAUGCACAGCAGCAGUGUGACGAUGAGGUUGGCUGGACCACGAUCAGCGAGCGCAUUGUGCCGGGUUUUAGUGGGAACAAGGACACAUUUUCCACCGUUGCAGCCUCGUUGGAGCGUCCGCCUGGAUCUACGUGCGCCUUUCGUGUAGCAGCGACGACGACGAAUGGCCAAGGCCCCUUUAGCGUGGUUUCAGCUCCGUUCACGACUCUCCGCACAGCUCCAAGCCCCGUUGAGAAUUUACGCGUGAUUCGAGACCCCUUGACCGUAGUUUGGGACCUUCCUGCAGCAGUAGGAGGACACACGGAGGACUCGUUAACGUACGAGGUGGAGUAUCGUAUUGCGCGCAGUUCCACGUGGACCCGACUGCCAGAUUCGCUGGUUGACAACAGCAAACGCACCGCGAACAUCUCGAUGGUGUCGCUUGAAGGAUACGCCACGUACGUUACACGAGUCAGAGCUGUUGCUCAUGCGGAGAACCAAGCUGGCAGCUACUCUCAGUCGCCAGAAUUCUUGACAGAUUACACGGUCGAUGACGUUGAGGAGCAUCUUCAUUCAACCCUUGGAACAAGGCAAAUGGUCUUGGCCGCUUCGCGCCAACAAAGCGCGAACAAGCAGGACUGGUACUACGUUCAAAUGACCGGCAAUGGCGGCAGUGGGGGCUCUGCUGCCAGUGGCUUCGCAGCGAAACCUGGUGAGAACGGAGCCGUACUCAUAUUCCCCGUGACCUGGUCGGGCGAGAGACUCACUGAGCGCACAUUUUUCUUCAGUGGGGGCCUUCAAGCGUACCAAGUCUCACAGCUACAAGCCGGACAAUUAGCUCUCCGCAUCGUUGCGCUCGACAUAUACGCGUGGGGUGCUGGGGGUGCUGGCGCUCGAUCUUCAAGCGCAUCUUCGAGUGCUUUGGGCAAUGGUGGAGGUGGUGCCUUUGCGCGUGGGCUGUUCCGAGUAAACGCGGGGGAUGUUAUUCACGUUUUAGUCGGCGGUGGAGGGCAUGAAGACGGUCGUGGUGGAUUCAACGGAGGCGGCAAUGGAGGAACGGGGGAUUUCCCUGGUGGAGGCGGCGGUGGGUCUUCCGAGGUGCGAAUUAAUGGACGCACAAUCCUCGUAGCUGCUGGAGGAGGUGGCGCUGGGUCUACCGACUAUUGCUGUGCGCACGGCGGCGCCGGUGGCGGACUGGAGCAAGCGGAAUUGGGUCUUGCGGCCGAUGCUACGACCAUUCCACUGGACUUGGCUGUCACGGGGCAGGCGCCUCGCGAUGAGUACCAUUCCUCGAACGUGGCAGGUGACGAUCGGGACUUCGUGGGGCUCCCAGCGCGGCAUCAGCACCUGGACUGGGGCUUUGGUGCCAGCAGUGCCGACUAUUCCGUACUAGCAACGGGCGGCCGGGGAGCUUCGCCUACGGCUCCAGGUCUUGCAGGGACAGCGGGCUCCUACCAGUAUUCUCUAGAGGGUGUGUGUCUGUUUAACCCGCGAACGUCAUUGAUGGAAGUUGCGGUGUCUCCGCUGAUGGCAGCUCGCUGGCCGUCGCAGGGUCAACGCGGACGUGGAGGAAGUGGGCAAAGCGGAAAGCAAGCUGGAGGGGGAGGUGGUAGUGGAUUCUACGGCGGUGGGGGCGGUGGCGCAGGCGUCGAUGGAGCAGGGGGUGGUGGCGGAAGCAGCUACGUCUCUUUCGGAGACCUGUUUAACUCCUCCAAGGUUGGUCUUAGCGAUGCCGGACUUCGACCGCAGACGACUGGCGAAGCUGUAAGACAACUUGACGUAACCCCGUUGACAUCUUCAAGCGUCAGCGUGAGCUGGAAAGCACCUCCCUACGGGUUUUCACAACUUGUGGAGGGUUUCGUGGUCGAGAUGGCGAACAGAUCGGCAAACGAAGACUUCCGAGUCGUCCGCUUGAUCACUCUCCCCAACGCUGCAGUCACGAAGGAUAGCGGCAAUCUCACGAUCAGCGGACUAUCGCCUUCGGCUGCGUAUCGGUUUCGAGUGAGGCCACUGCAGCUCGACGGCCAUGGCGUCUACAGCGAUGUGAUCACGCUCCGGAUGCCUCCGAAGCCAGCAAAUACAUGGCAGCGUUGCGUCACGCGGAGCUUGGAUGAAGAGGCCACGAGGGCUGGGAUGCGGAUCACUAACACGCCUCCAUUGCUACGGUUGCCGUCCGCACGGCGGGGACACUCGCUUACGGCCAUGGACAAUUACUUGUAUCUCUUUGGGGGACUGGCCAAGAGCUACGAGUGCAACCGGGCGCACAAAGUACCGUGUCUACUGCAACAGCGACCACGCGCAGUGUCGAACGAGCUCUGGCGGUACGAUUUACUUACAGAGACGUGGUGGCCAGUGCUGCAGCCAGCGAUACUGCCCCCUCCGCGUGAAAAACAUUCGAUGGCUCUAGUGAGUGGCCGACUGCUGCUCUUCGGAGGACGGCAGAGUGAUGCCUCGGACGCCAACGAUGCGUCGACCUGGGGGCCUCAAGCUUUGAACGAUCUGUGGGAGCUGUCGGUGUCGUCCACGACGGCAAAGCAGACGUCCGUGUCUCUGGAUACCCAACAACCAACCAGUCUCGCUAUUCCUGAUGGAGAAGAAGUUUUCGCUGUUGGCACAAAGAGCGUUAGCUCCAGUGGGGAGCAGCUUUGCGUCACCAACGUGUCUGUGACUGUGCAGGUCACCCACGCGUGCCCUCACAAGCUGCGAAUACAACUAUUCGGACCCGGACCAGCGACGUUCCCAGGGCGCCAACAGAGUGUCCACUUCCCAGUGGAUUCACAGGCUCGGGAGACAACGUGGAGUGAUCGUCAGGGGCUGGGAGCUUUCCAGGGAGAUCACCGAGCGACAGACACCGCUCCGAACUCGAGAGCGUUCCCAGUGUUACUGCGGAGUCCAGAGGAAGCUGCCGAUAAAAUCGCGUGCUCGUCAGGGACCCAGAAGCUGAGCUUCGUGUCGUCUGCCAGUAGUUCUGGUACGUCAGGGACGCCACUCGAAGCCCUCUCGGUGUUUCACCAGCUACCCGUCGCCGGUAAUUGGACACUUGAGCUGUCCGACACCGCGGCUGACGGCUACGUCGGCACGCUGGACUCGUGGGAUGUCGCUUUCGACCUUGAACCCUGCGUCCCGGCGUUCACGUGGACCAACCUAUCCGCACUAGCGACAGGAUCAGCACCAGCGCCACGGUUCCAGCACUCGGUUGUCGUCUAUCAGAGCAGUAUGUUUGUCUUUGGAGGCACGCGCGGGGGCACCGGGUUGGAGUUGAACGACUUGUAUCGGCUGGAUUACACCCCAAGCGUGGCCUUCGGUGUCGCCCCCACUGCAAAGUGGACACAACUCGUCUCACUAACGGAUAGUGAAAGUCCCAGUAUUGCAGAGAGACGAGUUCAUGUUGGACGAGCAGCUCUGCUUACUCCGUACGAGUUGAUGGCUGUUGGUCGCGGCCUGAAGCCGCCUCGACGAGCAUCACUAGGGUCGAGCACACCGGUAUCGGCUUCUCGCUUUGAGGCGCAGCUCGACGUUCGCUUGAAGCAACUGGAAGAUAUGAUCGACGGGUGGCAUUCAGUUCGUGUGAGUGCUUCAGCAAGUUUAGACUCUACUGAUGAACAGCUACCGGCACCGCGUUACUGGGGAGCUAGCGCCUUCAUCUUCUCCCCGCCGGGCAAUAGCGUGCCGCGCGUGUUCCUCUUUGGUGGACAGGACGAUACGACGCUGCUGGACGAUCUGUGGAGUCUGGAGCUGUCGCAGCUGGACGAAGACUUCCCACGAGACCGUCUGAAGGCGAGAAGACUCACGGUUUGCGCGUGGAGACAGGAAAACUCGGCGUACAAGGCCCAGUGGGCAUCAUCUUGCGGUGCGACUACCACCGCCGCUGCAGUGAACAAGUGCACACUCGAGAUGCUGCUGCUGUACGCGUGGUGUGAGGAGUACUACCAGUUUAUAGUACUAUGA
Molecule: messenger RNA, 4455 nt
Organism: Phytophthora sojae
Lineage: Eukaryota; Oomycota; Peronosporomycetes; Peronosporales; Peronosporaceae
Exons: 1
Coding region: 1-4455 (1484 amino acids)
Molecular function (GO): protein binding
Source: RefSeq, a predicted model, not a curated record